This is a messenger RNA of Schistosoma turkestanicum, 426 nucleotides long. The record is from the annotation of a GenBank genome assembly. Lineage: Eukaryota; Metazoa; Platyhelminthes; Trematoda; Strigeidida; Schistosomatidae.
CAAGUAUACUCGUGUAAAUGAAAGCUAUAAUAGUCUGUGUUAUCUCACUAAUAUAUUCGUGUAUAGCUGUCUUUGGAGCCAAAAGUCUUUAUGAGUGUAAUCAAAAGUUGGAAGCAACCAUGAGUUAUUGCUUUAAAAAGGAGUUAUGGACUACUGGAAUAUACAAAUCCUCUGCGGAUUUAAAAACAAUGAGAACAGUUUGCAUGCAGAAUUCAUAUUGUAAAUCUCUAGCAAAGAAGUGUCUUCUAUCACAACUACAGGGUUCAAAUUUUUACGAUUGUCCAAUCGCCAGAACAUAUAUAAGCUCAAUCAAUCGAAUGUUCCGAUAAAAUUCAUUACGUACUACAUAUCAUAUCAUACUUAUCAUUUCUUAGCCUAUUGACAUUUUCCUCAUGUGUAUACAAAUAAAAUAUUUAUUAUAUUAAA